This is a messenger RNA of Aspergillus tanneri, 333 nucleotides long. RefSeq lists its product as uncharacterized. NCBI's taxonomy places the organism in Eukaryota, Fungi, Ascomycota, Eurotiomycetes, Eurotiales, Aspergillaceae. The transcript has 2 exons. The record is from RefSeq and is a predicted model, not a curated record. The coding region runs from base 1 to 333 and encodes 110 amino acids.
AUGACUCACUCGAAUCGGGGAUCGAAGAGGUUCUCGACUGUCAGUGGAAGCCCCUCUACUGCUUCGUCGGAGCGUACCCUAGGAAGCCUGCCAAGCGGUGAUCCUCGACUGGCCGAAUUCCACAAUUUGCGUGAUGGAUUAGAGCGCCUGGAAAACAAACCGCUCCAAAAGCAACGCUUCGUCCCUACACCGGAGAAAACCGAUAAUUUGAACAAGCUAGCUCUUAGUGCCAAGGUAGAACGCGCCCUUGACCGGAGAAUGACAGGCCAGGAUGCUAUCAUGCGAAAACCCAUGCUGAGCGAGAAACCGGCCAUCGAAGCUACCUCUGCGUAA